Messenger RNA from Drosophila hydei, 2990 nucleotides. It is a transcript of the gene Rubicon, whose product is annotated as run domain Beclin-1-interacting and cysteine-rich domain-containing protein. NCBI's taxonomy places the organism in Eukaryota, Metazoa, Arthropoda, Insecta, Diptera, Drosophilidae. The transcript has 4 exons. The record is from RefSeq and is a predicted model, not a curated record. Gene Ontology annotation, cellular component: intracellular membrane-bounded organelle. The coding region runs from base 164 to 2869 and encodes 901 amino acids. Gene Ontology annotation, molecular function: phosphatidylinositol phosphate binding.
AAAUUGCCAACAGCUGCUUUUCGAUAUUGUUCGAUAUGCGAUACCGAUUGUUUGCAAACUCAGUGCAUAAAAGUGCAAGAUCCCAAUGCACUGAAAAACAUUAAUACAAAUAUGAGUGAACGUACUCCGUUAAGCAACCGCAGCCGUAACAACAAUAAGGGAAAUGUCCAGUGGAACGCCAGUGCAACCAUCGGCUGUGCCGCCAGUUUGGAGCUGUGACACGCACAGGCGCAGUCAUAAUCAACAACGCGAACUAAAGCAACAACAACUUCUAGUUUUCACACUGCAAACGGAACUGCGACGAGCCACCAAUCAUUGGUUUCAGGCCAAAACCGAUGAACGCUUCCAGCUGCUGGUACAGACAUGCGUCCACAUCCUGCAGCACGGCUUGCUGCAGCCAACGGCUAUCGGCACGCUGCGCCUAGUUGAAGAUUUUGAGUUCCUGCGCCUCGCAGAGCAUCGACAGCAGCCGCCAGCAGCUUCAGCUGCCGGCACGCCUGCUCCAGGAUCAACUACGAAUGCUGCAUUUAAUGUGUCAGAGUUUCUGUCGCAUUGGGUGGCCAGCUGCCUGCGCUCGCGCUGCUUGUCGCGCUGUGUGCAGGCGCUGGUGGCAGACAAGGAGCUGUUGGACUGCUACUAUCAGCGGGAGGUGGCCUUUCUGCGGCACAGCGGCUGUGCGGCUGCGCUGUUUGUGUGUCUGACGGCCGUUGAGCUGGAUCAGAGCAGCUUGCUCAGCCAGCUGGAGCCGGUUGUUGGCAAACGACGUCAUCGACGCACCAGCUCGCAGCCCAAUUUCACUUUGACGCACCGUUUGCAUGUGGUGCAGGAGGAGGAGCAACUGCAGCUGCAACAGCAGCAGCAGCAGCAGCACCAGGCGCAGCAGCAGCAACAGCGCCAGCAACAACAGUUGCACCCAAUUCCGGCAUCCACGCAGCUAUUGCGUCGCUUCAAGAGCUUGCCCUGCCUGUAUCAGAGCGAUAGCAGCUUGGAUCGAUUGGCGAGCACACUGACUGGGCUGCCCCUGGCUGCAGCGCGUCCUCGCUGCCAGACCUACAACAAUAGCCCAAACGUUCCAUUGAGCGGCUGUAGCAUAAGCACGGCCAGCAGCAGUUGCAGUCAGGUGGCGUCGCCAGUGCCGCGUCGCAUACAGCUAAUCAACUGCGAUGACAUCAAGAUCUGGACGGAUCAGACGAGCAGCGCCAGUCAAACCACUAGCAAUCCAUCACCACCCGCGCCUGUGCCCGCCCCGAAGCGCGGCAGUCCCCUGAAUAGCUUUCUGGGCAAUCUGUUUGGCUCGCCGCCCGUCUACACCAGCUGGUAUAACAAGAGUCGCGGCGCCACGAGCGACGAGGCGGGCUGCGUGCUGAAUGGCUUCUUGGCCAUCAACGGACGCAAGCUGGACAUGCGCCAGCGUCAAUCGCUGUUCGAGGGCGUCAGCAUGCUCGACUACAACAAUUGCCAAGCAGCGAACACGGCGGCGACAACCACUGAGCCACUGGACAUUGUUGGCGGUCAGCCAGGUCAGCAGCAGCAGCACAGCGCCAGCUGCAGCACCACCACAUCCUGCAGCCUGAGCAGCGAGAGCCAGUGCAGCAGCAGCAACAAAAUGGACAAUCAAAGCUUGGCCGCCUUCCUGCAAAUGUCACGCAAUGCGCACAACAACACCGAGCUGGAAAAGGAGAAUGCACACUUUCGCAUCUCGGAGGCGUGCAUUGCGGCCAUCGAGCAUGUGAAAUGGAGUCGACGCGGCCAGCCGAUGACGUGUGCCAGCGGCAGCAGCAGCAGCGGCAUUGCCACCGAAGCGGAUGCCUUGCUGAUGCCCUAUGUGGAGCAGCACGGCACGAAUGGCGAUAGCCAGAGCAACAUCAAUAACAACAACAACAACAACAACAACAGCGCUGAGGCAGUUGGUCUGCAGUUGAUCUCACGCUUCAAUGACAAGCAGCUGCCGAAGCUGGCAGACUUGAAGUGGCUCGUCUCGGAGCAGGAUGCGCCGCAGCAGCUGCUGCCAAUGCCAAAGCUAACAGAGGAGCAACAACAACAGCGCCAGCAGGAGCUCAUGGGCGAGACAAGUCUGACGCGCGGCACCAAAACCUGGGCGCCGCCGCGCCAACAAAUCAUCUUCACGGAACACCCAGCGGCGAGUCGGUCGCAGCUGCUGAGCCGACAGAAUUAUCGCUGCGCCGGCUGUGGCAUGCAGGUGACACGACAGUAUCAACAAUAUUUCCGCUAUUGCAACUAUUUGGGCAAAUACCUGUGCACCGGCUGCCAUCGCAAUCAGUUGUCGGCCAUUCCGGCCAAGAUACUGCAGUCGUGGGACUUUCGUUGCUAUGCGGUUAGCUCGUUUGCCUAUCGCCUCAUCGAGCAGAUGUACACAUUCCCGCUGUUCCAUGUGCCCGACCUGAAUGCUCAGCUGUAUGUGAAGCAGACGCUUUUGGCCAGGGCGCGACGACGUCGCCAGCAGCUCAAAUAUGUCCACAACUUCAUAUCCGCCUGUCGCUUUGCCAGCAAGGAGCAGGCGCUGUUCGAUGCUGUGCCGGCGCACAUAACCAACGAUCCGGAUAUGUGGUCCAUGUGCGACUUUGUCGAUGUGCAAAACAAAAGCCUGUGUCGCUCCAUCGAGGAUUUGAUAGAGCUCAACGAGCAGCAUGUCUUCAGCUGUGUGCUCUGCACGGGUCGCGCCUUUGUCUGCGAGCUAUGCAAGAGUCGCCAGCUCAUCUAUCCCUGGCAGCGUAAGGUGCAUCGUUGUGGCCAGUGUGGUGCAUGCGUUCAUGCCAACUGCUGGAAGUAUAGCUCAGGUGGCAUUUGUUUGCGCUGUGACCGGCUCCAUGGGCGACAACAACAACAGCCACAGCCGCAGCAGGACUAAAGUGUAGCCAAAUAUUCAUCACUUUUUUAUGUGUAUUGUAUAUAAUCGUGUAUAUUAUGGAAUCUAUUAGCAAAUGUACCUCAAGUAAAAGAUGACCGAUUCUUAAGUUGAUUUUUAUAAA